Messenger RNA from Mesorhabditis belari, 1404 nucleotides. The record is from the annotation of a GenBank genome assembly. Lineage: Eukaryota; Metazoa; Nematoda; Chromadorea; Rhabditida; Rhabditidae.
AUGUUUCGACUAAUAAUCUUUGGGUUUUCUUUACUUAUUUCCAUAAUUGCUUGGCCGGAUCAAGACAAAAUCCCACCAUUGCCCCUCAUCAACUUCACCGUUAACUUUCAACAGUACUCCGGAUAUUUGCAAGCAUCAGCAACAAAACGCUUUCAUUACUGGUUCACAUUCUCGCAAAGAGAUUACACGAGAGAUCCGGUGAUUUUGUGGUUAAACGGUGGACCGGGAUGUUCAUCACUUGAGGGACUUCUUGAAGAAUUAGGCCCGUUCAAGAUCGGCGACAAAGCGAGUGUCGUCUACGCGAAUCCAUACAGUUGGAAUAAGUUUGCUUCCGUUGUUUUCAUCGAAUCACCAGCCGGUGUCGGUUUCUCCUAUUCGACCGAUCAAAAUGUGACCACUGAUGACGAUGAAGUCGCUCAGAAUAACUACGAUGCUUUGAUUGACUUCUUCAAUAAGUUCCCGGAUUUCAGAGACAGGGAUUUUUACAUUACAGGCGAAUCUUAUGCUGGCGUCUAUUUGCCAAUGGUUGGAGCAAAAAUUGUGAAAGACAAGCAGAAUUUCCCGAAUUUUAAGGGAAUGGCUAUUGGAAAUGGGGCGUUGAAUUGGCCAAACAAUUAUGGAACGAUGGUACCAUUGUACUACUAUCAUGCGCUUGUUAGACAAGAACUCUGGGACACGAUUGCCGGGAAAUGUUGCAACAACGAUAUGGUGAAUUGUCCGGUGUUCACGCUGUUCAAGACGAAUCCCGGGUGUCGAACAAUGCUUAUUGAGCUACUGGAUGGAACUGAUGAGCUGGAUCCCUACAAUCUCUACUCAAGUUGUUAUCUUGAUGGGAGCACAAACUCGAAAAGAAAUCACAUCGAGAGACACUAUCGAAAAAUGAUCGACCGUCCGUUGAGAAGCAUCAAGAAGAGGCCUGGGGUGCCUCUAUGUGCUCAAGACACAAACACUGAAACCUAUUUGGCGAGAAGAGACGUUCGACAAGCACUCCAUAUUCCCGGGCUGUUGCCUGAUUGGCAAGAGUGCAGUGAUCCCGUUGAGCAAGCAUACGGUACAACGCAUUUCGACAUGACACCCGAGUUCCUGGCCGUCAGUGAUUCAGGCGCCCGUGUGUUGGUUUAUAAUGGCGACGUGGACACGGUCUGUAAUCACGUGAUGAAUCAGAAUUUCCUCACAAAUCUCAACAAAACGAUCUUGGGAAAUGAGACUGUGAAUGCGGCUUGGUACUACGCAAUGGAAACACCCAAUGUUGCCGGCUUUGUCACGCUCUAUUCAGGAGGAAUCGAUUAUGUGACCAUUCGAGGAUCAGGCCAUUUCGUCCCGGAAGAUAAACCAAAAGAAUCCCUUCAAAUGAUCUACAAUUGGAUCAACAAACUCGAUUACAGUAUUCCGGUGCCUCAAUUU